Messenger RNA from Nelumbo nucifera (sacred lotus), 2958 nucleotides. RefSeq names its product RmlC-like cupins superfamily protein. Lineage: Eukaryota; Viridiplantae; Streptophyta; Magnoliopsida; Proteales; Nelumbonaceae. The record is from RefSeq and is a predicted model, not a curated record.
AUUAAAAAGACACGUUACUCCGUGGGUCCUCUUCAUUGUUUCUCUAUAAAGGACGGACCUUGUUUCCACACCGACCAGUAGUAGCACACACUCUCUCGUCUGCAUGUGAACGAAAUGUUGAAGAGAGCUUUAACUUGGCAAUUUUUCUUCCUUCUUUUCUGUUCUUCAACUGUCAUAGCUUUGGAAGAUGAUGUACUUGCUAUGAGGCCUCUGUUCACCAAAUAUAGCCGGAGAAGCAUUACUUCGACGGAGUUCGGAGAGAUCACAGCCGUGGAAAUCAGUGAUGGCAGCACUGGAGGGACCUACCAACUUCAGUUCAUCACCUUGGAGCCUAACUCGCUUUUCCUUCCUGUACUAUUACACGAAGACAUGAUGUUUUACGUUCUCACAGGGAGCGGGAGUUUGAAUUGGGUUGAUGAAGAGGGCGUGACGAACCAGAUAGACGUGAAGCGAGGUGAUGUCUUUAGAAUCCCUUCGGCUUCAUUUUUCUUUGCGAAGAGCAGCUUGGAGUCGACAAGGGAGAGGCUCAGGAUUUUUGCCAUCUUUGACAAUGCCAAUAAUGCGCAUGAGCUCUCUGUUGGGGCAUACUCGAGGCUGAGCGACCUGGUCUUAGGUUUUGAUUGGAAGAUUCUCCAGUCAGCCUUCAAGGUCUCUCCAGAAAUGAUAGAGGAGAUAAAAAGUGCGGCUAAGCUUCCAGCAAUUCUUCAUGUACCAUCGAAGAAUGAAACAGAACAAACCAAAUGGCAGGCUAGAAUUAUUAAGGCCCUUAUGGGAAGUGGCUCAUAUGAGUUGAACAAAAAGAAGAAAACAAAGAUAUUCAAUUUUCUGAAAGCAAAGCGAGAUGUUGAGAAUGCUAAUGGCUGGAGUGUGACGGUGAACAAAAAGGACUUAAAAGGUUCCAGCUUCGGAGCGUUCAUGGUGAACUUAAGCAAGGAUUCCAUGAUGGCGCCCCAUUGGAAUCCAAUGGCAACGGAGAUAGCAAUUGUAACGCACGGAGAAGGAAUCGUUAGCAUUGUCUGCUCGAGCAGCACAUACGAGUCGUCGUCGGACUGCAAAAACAUGAGGUUUAAGGUCCAAGAGGGAGAUGUCUUCGUUGUUCCACAGUUCCAUCCCAUGGCCCAGAUGUCAUUCAGUAAUGACUCUCUUGUUUUCAUGGGGUUCAGUACAAUGGCAAAGAAAAAUUACCCCCAGUUCCUAGCUGGGAAAAACUCGGUGCUUCAGACAUUAGAUAGAGACAUUUUAGCUCUGUCCAUGAAUGUGUCUAACAAAACAAUUGACCGGCUAUUAUCUUCUCAAUCAGAAUCUUUCAUACUUAGCUGCCCAUCAUGCGCAGAGGAGGAAGAAGCUGCAAUGCAGGAGGAAAUUGAGAGGGAAAGGCAAGAAGAGGAACAAAGGAGGAGAGAGGAGGAAGAAGCUAGGAGGGAAGAGGAGAGAGAGGCAAGAGAAAGGGAGGAAGAGAGGAAAAAAGAGGAGGCUAAGAGGAGACAAGAAGAAGAGAGGAAAAGGCAAGAAGAGGAACAAAGGAGGAGAGAGGAGAGAGAGGCAAGAGAAAAGGAGGAAGAGAGGAAAAAAGAGGAGGCUAAGAGGAGACAAGAAGAAGAGAAGAGGCAACAAGAGGAAGCUAGAAGAAGACAGGAGGAAGCAGCGAAAAGGGAGGAACAGAGGAGAGAGGAGGAAGAAGCUUGGAGGAAAGAGGAGAAAGAGGCAAGAGAGAGGGAAGAGAAGGAGAAGCAAGAACAGGAGGCUAGGAGGAGACAGGAAGAGGAGAAGAGGCAACAAGAGGAGGCUAGAAAAAGACAGGAGGAAGCAGCGAAAAGGGAGCAAGAAGAGGCCAGAAGACAAGAAGAAGAGAGGCAAAAGAAGCAGAAACAGCAAGAAAAAGAAGAGGAAGAGUGGCAAGAACAAGAAGAGGAGGUAAGGAGACAGGAAGAAGAGGCCAGAAGAAGACAGAGGGAAGAAGCAAAAUGGGAGGAAAAAGAGGCCAGUAGACAAGAAGAAGAAAGGCAAAAGAAGCAGAGGCAAGAAGAAGAAGAAGCUCGUAGGCAACAAGAAGAGGAGGCCAGGGGACAGGAAGGAAAGAGGCAGGAGAGACAGAAAGAAGAAGAAGCAGGUCGUUGGCAUGAAGGGCAACAAGAAGAAAUGAAGGCCAAGAGACAGGAAAGAGAGAGACAGGAGAGGCAGAGGCAAGAAGAAGAAGAAGAAGCAUCUCGCAGGCAGAGACAAGAAGAAGAUGCCCGUAGGCAACAAGAACAACAAGAAGAGGAGACCAGGAGACAGGAAGGAAAGAAGCAGGAGAGGCAGAAACAAGAAGAAGAAGAAGAAGAAGAAGAAGAAGCAUCAGCUCGUAGGCAACAAGGGCAACAAGAAGAAGAGGCGGCCAAAAGACAGGAAGGAGAGAGACAGGAGAAGCACAGGAAAGAAGACGAAGAAGAAGAAGAACAGCAACAAGAAGAGGAGGCCAGGAGACAGGAGAGGCACAGGAAAGAAGACGAAGAAGAAGAAGAAGAAGAUCGUAGGCAACACGAAGAGGAAGUUAGAAAAGAAGAGUCGGAGGAAGCCCAAAGGCCAAGGGGAAAAGAAGAACAAGAAGCAAGGAAAGCAGAAGACGAAGACAGAGGACGAAGGGAACAACCAGAGACGGAGGAGGAAGCAGCAAGAAGACAAGAAGAGGAGAGGCAACGAAAGCAGAGAAGGGAGGAAGAGGGUGAUCAAGGCUAUGGUGGUGGAGGCGAAGGAAGAAGAGCCUUGAGAAACAUAAAGAGAAUUGGACAUUACUUCUAAGUGAUCGUCAAAUAUUACUUAUCCAUUACCAUCUAUUUAGCUUAGUUAUAUGCAAAUAAAUCUCUUACCAUGUUUCAGGCUGCUUUUAAUGCUUUUUUUUUUAUGUUUUCUACUUUCAAGCUAUGUAUCUUUUGCCCAAGAAUAAAUAAUUAAGACUAUGUAGGUGCUUCCUUUUAC